AUGAAUAAAAUAACACAUCAAAUAAGUACGUAGCCCUGGUUCGCAUUUGAAAACAGCAGAGGAUACUUUUUUUCAGUGGUUUUUCGCGACCCCUUUUCUCCGUACCUGGACGAGGCUCUCCAUUGACUGACAUGGACGUCGUGAUAGUUACCUCGCGCAGCCCUAUUACGUAGUCCCCUGGAUGAAGAUUCCCAUACUCAUCGACCGAUUUUAUUUUCUUUUGUAAAAGCGCAAUGGAGUGGUUUUUCGCGAAGGCUUCCGCGACGAAGCGGGAAAAGGACAUUCCGAACCUGGAAACAUUGCAGGCGCUGGUGAACGAAGAAGUGGAGCAAUUCGUUGUUGCCGACCCCAGUGGAGGACCACUCGCAGGCACGACCGCAAACACCGAGGGCCAAAGCCCUUUCAUUGAUGCACUCGACCAGGUCGAAUGGUCGGCCAAGGACGCGUUGGCGGGACAGCACCUGGCUGAGGUGAUGGUGCCCGCGCUGCUGCGCCUGCACGACUGUCCGAGAUUCCAGCUGCCCGUGCGAACGAAGUACUGGCCCCAGCUCCUCCGGAAAAGUGACAAGGCGAAAGAGAUUAUCUUUCUGCUCGAGCAGCAAAUGCUGCCCUCUGCGAACAGCGAGACCGGAACCGGUGGCGCCCUGGGGCGGAGGACCUGGGAGACGAAAGGGCUGAUCGCGGAAUCCUUGGUGCGACAGAUUCGCGUACUCCCGGCAACGCGCUUCCGUUCACGGAUCGUGUGCAAUUCGCUACCCCACACGUUUUUGCUGUUCAAACACGCAAGUGUUUCGACGACACUGAAGUAUCUCGCGAGACCUGCAUUCCAGCUCGCGCGGAACCUCGUGCUCACGCCAGACGGGAGGGAGCUGCAGCAGGAGCAGGGAGCCCACGAGGACGUUUUACCAGAGACGAUGGCCACCGAGGCGAUUUCGACCUUUGUCUUCGCCCUGUUUGAGAAGAUUUUUAUGGCGAGUUGUGGCGAAGAUAAGGAGUCACGACCCGUGCUCUCGUGUUUUGGGAAAACGCUAAGGGGCGAGGCAGACUUCCCCGAAUGUCCGCUGGUAGAGGACACGGGGGAAGGGGAACAGCAGCACACUGCAGCAUGCGAAGACGUGCUGCAGUCGAGCCGCACGGGCGAGACCGAGGCCGAGAUGCAACUGUCGACACGACAGCAGAUGGAUUACCUGUGUCGCGCCGCUGCGUGCUUGUCCUUCAGUAACCGGCCCAGCAUUGCUCCUCGCCGGACAACUCAGAGUGGGCCCGAGCACGAAGUUUCCCCGUUGGGGUUGGCCAGCUUCGUGUACUUUGCCGAAUGCAGUUCGCUGGUGUGGGGUCGCAAAAAUCAGAGCACGACAUCCGUUGUCACUUCCGCCCCUUCCCCCGAGACAGCCUCCUCCGGCACAAGCAAAGCAACGACCGCUGACUCACUACAGCCACUGGAUCCCCCACCGCCCAGUGAUAAGCACGGAUCGGUUUUAUCUUCGGCACGUGCGAAUAUCAAAAACGGUAGCGUAGAGGUAGACGGAAAAUGCGGUCCCUACCUCCCCUGUGUGUGGAGCCAUGCGACUCGAUACGACUAUCUGCGGUGCGCCACCGAAGCGUUGCUUGUGCAUCGCAAGUUCGCAGCCGCCUUUCAUCUGUGGGACAGCCUCCUCCGACCCCUGCUGAAGGUGGUCAUGUGCGACACUCCGCCUCCGUCGGGGCACCUGUCAUUGCUGCCGCCAGCGUUUUACCUCGAGUUUCUGAAGGCACUUGCUACGGCGGUCCCCGAAGACCACGGCGAGCCGAAGCGAAAGAUAAGUGCGGCGACGACCGGGGCUCCUUUGGUUUUGCAGGAGCCGGCCCUCCUCCAGUCCGCAGACGCGGACGUCCGCGAUGCGCAGACCCGCACGGUACUGUAUCGCGACAUGGAGAAGGCCCUCUAUGAGGUAUCAUUCAGGGCGGCCGCUAACGUGCGUCAGCAGUCAACAUCCGACAAGGCGCCGAAUAGCCCGAUGGAGGCGGAGCUGGUCGGCCUGGAGACUCGCUGGGAUCAGUAUUUCAGGCCGGUGGUGCAGUACUGCCUCAAGCCGAGCGCUCACCAGCAAGUGCUGCCACCUGUGCUAAGCUCCGUGAAGGCCGAGUUCUGGGACUGCCUUGCGAAGAUGGAGAUAACGCACAAAGAUCUUGGUACGCAGGGAGAUGAAAAACUCUGCACAGGGACUAGUUGCAACUCCGUGGAUGCCGAGAUUGCCCGAGUCGAACGGAUCAAGAACAACCAACAAGCGAGACUAGCGGCGGUAUUUGAGAGCGUGCUGCGCGCGUUGCUGGAAGGGGAUGAUUCCUUCUUGGGAUCAGAUUUUUCGCUUGUGGAUGCGAGUGAGGUGCUAACGUACGCGCUAAACCUGCUGCGGUUGUGGUAUUCGAACCGAUGCCGAGAUUUUUUCGUCGCGAUAGAGGUCAAGAGUUUCGAUCGCUUCUUGAACAAGAUCGGGCAAAAAAUCGAUUUAGAGCGGACCUUGGCGCAGGCGGACCAGUCGAGGCUAUUCCCCUUGGAGCGGGUGGCUUUUCUGCUGAACGAGGUCCGGGAACUGCAAAAAAAGAUCCCUGGUACUGCCUGAGAUGCACUGCCGCGAACGCCAAAAAAUGACAUGAAAAAAGCGACAUCUCUAUUCUUGAAGUUGCCAAGCGCAUCUAAGUACC
Messenger RNA from Amoebophrya sp. A120, 2685 nucleotides. NCBI's taxonomy places the organism in Eukaryota, Dinophyceae, Syndiniales, Amoebophryaceae. The record is from the annotation of a GenBank genome assembly.